AUGCUAAUUACAAGUACCAGUUCUACCUGUAAUUCACGAAUCGAAUGUUUGUGGGUUGAGGUGGGCACCCAGUUUGCUCAGAGAUGGAGAGCAUUUUUUACUCAACUUGAGAACUACCAUGGACUUCGCCCCAACAUCCCUAGCCACAUUUGGCUACUUCAAACACUAUUUCUUGGCAAAAUCAAUCAAGAUUGCUCAGAUUUCCAAGCGGAAUAG
Molecule: messenger RNA, 216 nt
Organism: Suillus discolor
Lineage: Eukaryota; Fungi; Basidiomycota; Agaricomycetes; Boletales; Suillaceae
Exons: 1
Coding region: 1-216 (71 amino acids)
Source: RefSeq, a predicted model, not a curated record